UUUUAUACGAGCGGGUUUACUGGUUUUAGCGUUACUUAGUUUUUUGCUACGUUUGUACUAUCUCAGUUGUGGGAUUUUGUUUGGAUCGGUAAAGAACCAGUGUUUUUGUGAUAAACGGACCAAAUUUGUUAACAGAUUAUGAAUAAUUUCUAAAUAAUGGGAGAAUUCGAGACAAAUGUAUCUAAUCCGGAUAAAUUUGAAACCCUCUCCUUAAAUGAUCCACCUGAUUCAAAUGAAAUCCGUAAAACCUCUGUUCGCAUAAAAGAAGGAUUUUGCGAUGAUCAAGGAGAUUUAGGUCAGAAAGAGAUUGAAAUUAAAUCGGCUCUAGUGCAGCAAACUAAAGAUCUAUAUGAACAAUAUGCUCGGGAACAGUUUCCUAAAGAUUUAGAAAAACAAAAGGCAUUGGUAACCGAAAUGCAGGACCAAUAUUUUGAACACUACCUCUCCGAAGUGUAUAGGUUCCAACUUGUUCAUCAACAGCAGCAACUUGAACAAUUACGAGCGGUAAGAUCGGCCGUGAAAGAUUCUAACGAUGGGAAUUCUGAAUCUGAGAGAGAUUUUCUAGAACCAUUACCUCUCAUUCCUGCAACAAUAUGGACUCGUAAAGAUAUUGCAGAGUUCAAACGAGAAAUUCUCGAUGUACAGAAGGAAUGUUGUAUAAAGAUAAAUUCUUUAGCAACUGCAACAGUACGUGUUCCAACUCAUCCUAGUGGGAAAGCAAUAUGUUGGGAAUUUGCUACAGACAAUUAUGACUUAGGUUUUGGAUUGUAUUUUGAAUGGGAUUUGGAACCGCCUGAAAAUAUUUCUGUUAAUAUUUCGGAGUCAAGUGAUGAAGAAGGCGGUGAAGAUGAGGAUGAAGAAGGACCUAGUAAUGGGAAUUCUAUGGAACAAACGUCGCCUGAAAACGAAAAUAAGGAAUCUCAUGAUUUGGAAUUAGGCAAAAAGUCAUUACAACAGCGUUUACCUACUGACGAACUUAUACCAAUCUAUAGAAGGGAUUGUCAUACAGAAGUUUAUUGUGGUAGCCAUCAGUAUCCAGGUGUUGGUGUGUAUGUAUUCAAAUUCGACAAUUCAUUUUCUCUCUGGCGUUCUAAGUGGCUGUAUUACCGUAUUUUCUAUACUCACUGAGUAGCUUCACACAGCCACCGUUCGAAACAUUGAAAUUAUGUUGUUCACAUUCUCUACGUUACUUCCGAUUCAAAUUUACUGUGAACCAAUUUGGUUCUCCUUCCCAUUGUUUUAUUUUGACAUGUUGCAAAUUGCUUCUGAUCUCAGCAAAUAUAUAUAUAUAUAUAUAUAUAUAUAUAUAUA
Molecule: messenger RNA, 1311 nt
Organism: Schistosoma mattheei
Lineage: Eukaryota; Metazoa; Platyhelminthes; Trematoda; Strigeidida; Schistosomatidae
Source: the annotation of a GenBank genome assembly